Messenger RNA from Cicer arietinum (chickpea), 1258 nucleotides. RefSeq lists its product as uncharacterized. Gene Ontology annotation, biological process: protein targeting to ER. The record is from RefSeq and is a predicted model, not a curated record. Gene Ontology annotation, cellular component: signal recognition particle receptor complex. Lineage: Eukaryota; Viridiplantae; Streptophyta; Magnoliopsida; Fabales; Fabaceae.
UCUACGAAACGACACACCUUGUUGCAGUUUCGCAUUACAUUUCAAACGCCCUCGAUUUGUGGUUGUUGACACGCCACAUCUGCAGAUUCCGAAAAUCAGAGCACCGUCAGCAGCCACCGUGUACGGCGGAAACCCUUUCUUUAACUUCUUCUUCCGUACUCUCCGUCAUCUCCUCACUCUACAACUGUCUAACACAACUCACAAACGAAACACAUCAAAAUUUCGUACAAAAAAAAACCUCAAUUUCACAAUGCAACAAGAGUUGGAGCAAUGGAAGGAACAAAUUUCUCACCUAUUGAAUGUCGCAAACGAUUACCUUCGCGAGGUUCCUCCCAAUCAACUCUAUGCCGCUGCCGCUAUCGUGGUUUUCACAACGCUGCUUCUUCUCUCACUGAGGUUUUUGAAGCGCACAAAGUCUAACACUAUUGUUUUGACGGGACUUAGUGGGAGCGGGAAAACCGUUAUCUUCUAUCAGCUUAGGGAUGGCUCUACUCAUCAGGGUACUGUUACAUCAAUGGAACCUAAUGAAGACACUUUUAUUCUUCAUGGUGAAACAACCAAGAAAGGAAAGAUCAAACCAGUUCAUAUUGUUGAUGUUCCCGGACAUUCUCGUCUUAGACCCAAAUUGGAUGAGUACUUGCCUCAAGCAGCUGGCAUAGUCUUUGUUGUUGAUGCUUUGGACUUCUUACCAAAUUGUCGUGCUGCCUCAGAGUACCUAUAUGAUCUGUUGACUAAGGGAAGUGUUGUGAGGAAGAAGAUUCCACUGCUUAUUCUCUGCAACAAAACUGACAAAGUCACUGCUCACACCAAAGAAUUUAUCCGCAGACAACUCGAGAAAGAAAUCGACAAAUUACGGGCAUCAAGAAGUGCAGUUUCAGAUGCUGACGUUACAAACGAGUUUACUUUAGGGGAACCUGGCGAGCCAUUUUCCUUCACUCAAUGCUCAAACACAGUUACAACUGCAGAUGCUUCUGGUUUAACCGGGGAGAUAUCUCAGCUAGAAGAGUUUAUCAGAGAACACGUGAAGCCAUAGCUGGAUAUUAUGUUUAAACUUAGAUUUUUGUUGAUUUAAUAUGAAUUAGGUUGUUACUUUUGGUUUUUACUUCUUAAAACUCAACACAGACUGAACUAAAAGAAAAAGGGGGGGAAGGGUCAGGGUAGGAAUCACUAUGUUGGGAUUGAUGAGGAUCGACUUCAUUGGAACUAUAAUGAUUCAACUAUUUGUCAGAGUACUUGCAUUUGCUUUAUAUGUUCUCAA